This is a messenger RNA of Nezara viridula (southern green stink bug), 4535 nucleotides long. NCBI's taxonomy places the organism in Eukaryota, Metazoa, Arthropoda, Insecta, Hemiptera, Pentatomidae. The record is from the annotation of a GenBank genome assembly.
ACUGCAACCAACUUUUUUAUUAAUAACCUUUUUUUCAUCGUACAGAUUGUGGCAUCAGUGAAUUGUUUUGGUUUCUCAUAACCUGUAUCGAUGGAGGAUACUUGUGAUAUGUUGUGUUGAAUAAUGUCUUUAAAUUGUUUUUAUUCUUGUUAACUUACGAACCUCCUUGAUAAAAAAAGUGAUAUAUAAUUUGGUUUAGAGAUGAGAGAUCACAGAAAACGUUCCCGUAGUCGCUCUACGAGUCCAUCUGAAAGGAGAAGAAAACGCAGUAGGGAUAGGGAUAGAAGAAGAAGGAGUCGAAGUAGAGAAAGAUCCUCUGGCAGAGAGAGAUCCAGAAGAUCUCGAAGUCGAGAAAGAGCAAAAGAAAAACGAUCAUCAGAUUCAAGAUCUAAGCGGAGAAAUCGCUCACGUUCCCGUUCAAGAACUAGAGAAAGAGAGAGGAUUGUAAAAAAAGAGGAAAAAAAAGAAGUCAAAGUUGAAGUUGAUGAACCAUUUGAUCCUACAAAAAUUGACAAGGAAGAAGAACAAAAAAGGUUAGAACUUGAAAUGCAAAAAAGAAGAGAAAGGAUUGAAAGGUGGAGAGCAGAAAGAAAGAAAAAAGAAGUUGAGGCAGUUAAAAAAGACUUGAAAACAUCUCUAGCAAAUCUUCAGUUACCUUCAAAAAAAUGGAAUCUGGAAGAUGACAGUGAUGAAGAAGAAGAAUCUAAUAAAGAUGCUAAUAAAGAAGGUGAAGAAGAAGAAGUCGAUCCAUUGGAUGCAUUUAUGAUGGAAGUACAAGAAGAAGUAAGGAAAGUUAACAAAUUGGACAAUAAGGGAGGAAAACCUGAUAGUAUUGAAGGAAAACCAAAUGCUCAGAAUAAUAAUUCAGGAGUUGUAAUUAUGACAGGGGUAGCUAAGAAGAAUAACAUUGCUAAAAACAAAGGUGAACUUAUAGAACAGAACCAGGAUGGUUUGGAGUAUUCCUCUGAAGAAGAACAAGAAGACCUUACUUCAACUGCUGCAUCGAUUGCUAAUAAACAAAAAAAAGAAUUGGCUAAGGUUGAUCAUGCAGAUAUGAAUUACAUUGAAUUCAGGAAAGCUUUUUAUGUCGAAGUACCUGAAAUUGCAAAAAUGACUAAUGAUGAAAUAGAAGCCUACCGAGAGGAACUAGAAGGGAUCAGAGUAAAAGGAAAAGGGUGCCCAAAACCUAUAAAAUCAUGGGCACAAUGUGGAGUAAGUAAGAAAGUGUUGGAUAUUUUAAAGAAACAGGGUUAUGAAAAGCCAACUCCCAUACAAGCGCAAGCAAUUCCUGCCAUCAUGUCAGGUCGAGAUCUUAUUGGAAUAGCUAAAACAGGUAGUGGUAAAACUUUGGCUUUUGUCCUUCCUAUGUUAAGGCAUAUACUAGAUCAACCUCCUUUAGAAGAUACAGAUGGUCCAAUAGCUAUCAUUAUGACCCCAACCAGAGAACUUUGUAUGCAGAUUGGAAAGGAAUCAAGAAAAUUUACUAAGUCACUUGGCCUUAGAGCUGUUUGUGUUUAUGGAGGAACUGGUAUUUCUGAACAAAUUGCUGAGCUUAAAAGAGGUGCCGAGAUAAUAGUUUGCACUCCCGGAAGAAUGAUCGAUAUGCUAGCUGCUAAUAGUGGAAGAGUCACCAACCUGAGGCGAGUUACAUAUGUUGUACUCGAUGAAGCAGAUAGGAUGUUCGAUAUGGGGUUUGAGCCACAGGUUAUGAGGAUUAUUGAUAAUAUUCGGCCUGAUAGGCAAACUGUGAUGUUUAGCGCCACAUUCCCACGACAAAUGGAAGCUCUUGCCAGAAGGAUAUUGACGAGACCAAUUGAAGUCCAAGUUGGAGGACGGAGUGUUGUAUGCAAAGAUGUUGAACAACACAUUGUUAUUCUCGAAGAAGAGCAAAAAAUGCUUAAACUGCUUGAAAUUCUUGGCCAUUACCAAGAGCAUGGAAGUGUUAUAGUAUUCGUUGAUAGGCAAGAAAGUGCUGACGCUCUUCUAAAGGAUUUGAUGAAAGCAUCAUAUCCAUGUCUAACUCUUCAUGGUGGGGUGGAUCAGUAUGACAGGGAUAGCACCAUUGUAGACUUUAAAGCAGGGAAAGCAAAGCUAUUGGUUGCAACAAGUGUGGCUGCGCGUGGACUUGAUGUUAAGCACCUUAUUCUGGUUGUAAAUUAUGAUUGCCCAAAUCAUUAUGAAGAUUAUGUUCAUCGAAAUGGCAGAACUGGAAGAGCUGGGAAUAAAGGUUAUGCAUAUACCUUCAUAACUCCUGAACAAGGAAGGUAUGCCGGAGAUAUUGUGAGGGCUUUGGAAUUGAGUGGUGUUCCUGUACCUGAUGAUGUCAGAAAUCUGUGGGAAACCUAUAAAGCUAAACAAACGGCUGAAGGUAAAAAAGUACAUUCGGGUGGAGGUUUUAGUGGAAAAGGAUUUAAAUUUGACGAGAAUGAAGCUAUGAUUGUUAAUGAGAAAAAGAAGUUCCAGAAAGCAGCCCUAGGAUUGCAAGACUCAGAUGAUGAAGAUCUAGAAAACGAUAUUGACCAACAAAUAGAAAGUAUGCUUGCACCUAAAAGAACAGUGAAAGAAAUUCGAGCUCCUCUUGGUUCUGUACCGAAUGCUACUGGUACAGGAAUUGCUGCUACAGAUAAACUAGAACUUGCCAGAAGACUGGCUUCAAGAAUCAAUAUGGCAAAGAAUUUAGGAGCAGAAGCUAAAGGAGCUACUCAACAAGCUGCCGAAGCAAUACUUAAAGGAGGCGGAUCUCAGCCCAUUAUAACAGCUAAAACUGUCGCUGAACAGCUGGCUGCCAAACUCAACACUCGUCUUAAUUACCAGCCAAAGGAAGAGGAUGACAAAGCUGAAGAUGAGCAAGUUGAGACAUUUAGAAAAUAUGAAGAAGAAUUGGAAAUUAAUGACUUCCCACAACAGGCUAGAUGGAGAGUAACGUCCAAGGAGGCGUUAGCUCAGAUAUCUGAAUAUUCUGAAGCAGGUAUUACUGUUAGGGGAACUUAUUACCCAACUGGUAAACCUCCACCAGAAGGAGAAAGGAAAUUAUUCCUCGCCAUUGAAAGUACAAAUGAAUUAGCAGUUUCAAAAGCAAAAGCAGAAAUCACAAGACUUAUAAAAGAGGAACUUCUCAAACUACAAACAUCAGCCCAUCAUAGCAUUAACAAAGCGAGAUAUAAAGUUGUUUAAUUUAGAAAUACAUGUAUUUACAAAUUUAUUUUAGAUUUUUAUAAUUAUUUUACAUAAAUUUUACUAUGUAAUAUAAAUAUUUUCUUUUAUAUUGUAGGAUUCAAUAAAAAAAAUUAAUUUUUAUUUAUCCAGGAGUUUAUUCAGACUUUUCUAAUUAUAUAGAUGUUAAAUUGUGGCUAUUAACUUCAUGUAUAUAUUUCUAGUUCUUUAAGAAGGUAUAUAAUCUUUACUGUGUCGAAAGAACAUAUCUGUUGAAAUUUAAAUAUGUCUUAAUCUCUAUUAAACAGUUCUUGUAAUUUUUUUUUUAAAUCGUCUAGUACACCUAUCAGAUGCUUAUUGAUGUUGGUUUCUGUAUUUCAUCAAUGAAAAACAACUCUCUCCUUCAUUCCUUCCUUAACAGCUUGAUUCUCAGUGAUAUGUUCAUUUUAUGAUUUGUUAUACUGUUAGCAUUGUUACAUUAUUUUAUUUUGGCCUUAACUCUUGCUCCCAACACAUUAUUUAGAAAACGAUAGGUGCAAUUUCCUGAAGAAUUUCUAAGCUGUCCAGUGAAUGAUGAGAACUGGGAAUGCCACAGUUUUUCGGAGUACUAUAUUUUUGUGAAUGCUUUAAUUGUAUAAUAGAAAGGAGGGGGGGCGAUGAUGAUAUGACUAUAACAGUAUUGCUUGGUAUAAAUGUCUCGAUUAAAUUCUAAAAUCUGUUGUUUUUUUCUGUUCUCAAUGGCAUUAGAUAACAGCUUACUUAGCCUGGGGACAUAAUUGUUUAUAGACUUCAAAAUUAUUGCUUUAGGUUCUUUUUUUUAAUAUAUAAAGAUAAUCACUCUAGGAGAAAAAGAAGAAAACUAAGUACCUAUAUAAUAUAGAGUUUAAGCAAUUCUUUAAGUACUAUUAAACAUAAUUACACAAACAAUAAUACUUUAAGAGGUAAUUAUUAAAUAUUUUUUUCAUAAGACGGUUAUAUCUUAACAUUUUAGAGGGAGGCUUCAGUUCAAAAGUACCCUCCCCCUUCCCCCUGUAAAUCCGCUUGUGCAUUGAGUAAAUGUAUAAAUGGUACAAGGUGAAUGACACCCUUAAUUGGUUAAUUAAUAUUUACUUGUAAAGUAGGAUCAAUCUUCAUGAUCAUGAAUCAGCCAACGCCUGUAUCUAAAGAAACUUUAAUUUAUAGUAGUUUUGGUAGUCUUAAUAUGAAAACAGUUGGUGAUUUAUAAUUUCUUUAAAUUUUUUCCUUGUUAAAUCUUAAUGUAAGAUAAGAUAUGAACUUUAAAAAAAAUAUAUCAAUAAAAAGUGAAUAUUGCAAGUUGGUAACUAAUUUGAUUGAGAGUAAACUAAAAAUUUUUAUCUAUAUAAUAAAACCUGUUAACUUAU